Ostrinia nubilalis (European corn borer) is the source of this 2204-nucleotide messenger RNA. RefSeq names its product double-strand break repair protein MRE11 (gene mre11). Bases 209 to 2062 code for a protein of 617 amino acids. Gene Ontology annotation, biological process: mitochondrial double-strand break repair via homologous recombination; double-strand break repair via nonhomologous end joining; double-strand break repair via homologous recombination. The transcript has a single exon. The record is from RefSeq and is a predicted model, not a curated record. Gene Ontology annotation, cellular component: site of double-strand break; Mre11 complex; nucleus. NCBI's taxonomy places the organism in Eukaryota, Metazoa, Arthropoda, Insecta, Lepidoptera, Crambidae. Gene Ontology annotation, molecular function: single-stranded DNA endonuclease activity; 3'-5'-DNA exonuclease activity; manganese ion binding.
UCCCCGGCUGUCGAGAAACCGCGUCCCGCGCAUCGGAAAACCUUAGAAAAAACAUUAAAUACAGUCGGUUGGAGUUACUUUACAUUAAUUUGCUGUUCUAGUUUGGCACUUUGUUUAAUAGUUAUGGUCAUCAACACCAUUCAACUCGCUAGGGUCUAAGAAUAAGUGGUUUAUAAAGCGCAGUGUUUUGAAAUAACCAAACCUAAAAAUGAUCGGAAACGAUGCAUCAAAAUGGACUCCGGAAGACACCAUCAGGGUUUUGAUAGCUUCCGAUAUCCACCUGGGUCACCUAGAAAACGAUCCAGUGAGAGGCGAAGACAGCUUCAUCGCGUUCGAGGAGGUGCUGUCGCACGCCGUGGAGUACGACGUGGACCUGGUGCUGCUGGCCGGCGACCUGUUCGACCACGCCAAGCCGUCGCCCGCCAGCAUGUUCAAGUGCACGCAGAUCAUCCGCAAGUACUGCUUCGGCGACAAGCCCAUCGCCGUCGAGCUGCUGUCCGACCAGCUCGAGAACUUCUCGCGCGUCGCCAACUACGAGGACCCCAACCUCAACGUGUCCUACCCCAUCCUCUCCAUCCACGGGAACCACGACGACCCCGUGGGCCAGGGGAGCAUAAGCUCUCUGGACAUUUUGUCCAUAACGGGCCUAGUCAACUAUUUUGGGAAAUGGACUGAUUACACCCAUGUACGUAUCACACCCGUGCUUCUUCAAAAAGGAGUAACUAAAUUAGCUCUGUACGGUCUCAGUCAUCUCAAGGACCAGAGACUGUCGCGAUUGUUUGCAGAAAAAAAAGUUGAAAUGGAGAGACCGGAUGAGACUGAUGAUUGGUUUAAUUUAUUGGCAUUGCAUCAGAAUAGGGCAGACCGAGGACCAGGAAAUUACAUACGUGAAGAUGUACUGCCGUCUUUCUUAGACCUAGUUGUAUGGGGGCACGAACACGAUAGUUUAGUUUGUGAAAUGAAGAAGAGCAAAUCAGACGGUUUCUCAAUCGUGCAACCGGGAAGUACAGUAGCCACUUCACUAGCGGCGGGGGAAGCGUUGCCAAAGCAUUGCGCUUUGUUGCAAAUACAUAAGACAGAUUACAUACUGUAUCCGAUCCCUCUCAAAACAGUCAGGCCUUUCAUAUUUAAAACAGUAGUAUUAUCCGAGGAGAAUCUAGGUGAUGAAGGCGUUAAUGAAAAUGAGAAAGUACAAGAAUUUCUUAAGUUGAAAGUAAACGAAGCGGUCGAAGAAGCCGCAAGCAAACGCAGCGGAAAUCCUAAACAGCCUUCGCUGCCUCUCGUAAGGUUGAGCGUUUUUUACGAGAGAGAUUGCCAGGAUUUCAACAGAGUCAGAUUCGGGCAGAACUUCACCGGAGUCGUCGCGAACCCGAACGACGUGCUCAUAAUGAAGAGGGAGAAGAAAAUCCGGGAGCGGAAGGAGGCGCAGGCCGACGACGAGCCCGUAGAGAUGGCCUCGGCCGCCGCCGCCGCCGCCGACGUGGAGACGCUGCUGCACGCCUACUUCGGCGCGCUGCCGCCCGCGCGCCGGCCCGCCGUGCUGUCCGUGCGCGCGCUCACCGACGCCGUGCGCGACUUCACGCUCAAGCACGACGAGGACGUGUUCCGCCGCGUGUUCGACGCGCACAAGCGGCGCUGCGUGGCCGCGCUCAUGCAGUCCACGGCCGAGACGCCGGCCGAGGCCGACGAGCGCCUCGCCGACGCCAAGCGCGAGCUGGACGAGGCCGACGCCGAGCGCCUGGCCGAGCUGCUGGACCGCGCGCAGCGCCUGGCGCCGCCGCCCGUGCGCCAGCCGAUGGUGGUGCUGGAGCGCGACGUGGUGCAGCUGUCCAGCGACGACGAGCCGCCGGCGCGCGGCCGCGGGCGGGGCCGGGCCCGCGGGCGCGCGCGCGGCGGGCGCGGGCGAGGCCGGGCGGCGCGCGAGCCCGAGCCGGCGCCGGAGCCCGUGGAGCGCCGCACGCCGCGCCGCUCGGCCGCGCAGAAGUCCGCCUCGUGGCUGCAGAGCCUGGCGCAGUCGCGGCGCCGACGCAACUCCUCCGACGAGAUCGACUCUGACGACUGAUAGCUCUUAUUUCGAUUUCGCACAUGUAAAUGUAGGUUCUCUUUUAUUGUCAGCGCUUUAGGCCGGUCCUCGAGAUGUUCUCGAUUUUAUUUGUGCUGGUUUAUCUUAUUGUUAAUAAAUGAGAGUCAUUAUAAUUACAAAA